GCCAACUAUUGGGCGGCAAGAGGAACAACGAAAGGGCAUAAUAGAGGAGGAAGACCUUGAAACUCUGUAUACGUAAAAAACGACAAACCGUCAAAGAGGCUGAUAGUGGAGACGGAGACGAGGAGUCGCUCUGACUGUCGGGAGCCAAACGCACACACCAUCCCGAGGUACGCAUAAAAGCGAAGAUAAGGAGCGGGAGAACGUUGUGGUCGUCGUCAUCGUCGACAAAUGUAGUUUGGUGCAUAAGUCCGUGGAAAGUUGGAGCGUGCCAGUCUCCUUUUGACUUGAAAGCGAAGCGAGAGAACGAGACGAGGAGACAAAGAGGAAAGUAGCAGCAACGGCGGCACGGCAUAACCUCAAAACGAGUGUGCGUGAGUGCGUUACGUCGUCAUCACCGUAGUCGUGCUCGCGGCACAGUUCGUUCGGCUCUUGAAUUUUCGCGAGUGCGAGAAAUAGAAGAUUGGUUCGAAGGAGAUAAAGAAGACAGCGAGCGAAUACGCGGGAGAAGCACGGGAGAGUAUCGCGGUGCUUCCCGGUUGAUGGAUGAGACUAGGAGGAUGCUGCAACACGGUGGAUCUGGGGUCGGUUUGAUGGGUGGUAAUCAGGGCCAGGGGGCCCAGAACACCGGGGGCUACGGGGGCAUGGGGCCCGUCGACGGCUCAGCGGCCCAGGGGCCCGACCAAGCGGUCGAGGCUAGGAAGCAGGACAUCGGCGACAUUCUACAGCAGAUCAUGAACAUCACCGAUCAGAGUCUCGACGAGGCCCAAGCGAGAAAGCAUACUUUAAACUGCCACAGAAUGAAACCAGCUUUAUUUUCGGUGCUCUGCGAGAUCAAGGAGAAAACUGUUUUGUCGCUGAGAAACACGCAGGAGGAGGAGCCCCCAGAUCCUCAGCUGAUGAGGCUGGAUAACAUGUUGAUCGCCGAAGGUGUCGCUGGUCCGGAGAAGGGCGGCGGUGCCGGUGCUGCAGCCUCGGCAUCCGCUGCUGCGGCCGCAGGUCCACCAGGACAACCGGACAAUGCCAUCGAGCAUUCGGACUACCGCGCCAAACUUGCCCAGAUCAGGCAAAUCUAUCACCAGGAGCUUGAGAAAUACGAGCAGGCUUGCAAUGAAUUUACAACUCACGUCAUGAACUUACUGAGGGAGCAAAGCCGUACCAGACCCAUAACGCCCAAGGAAAUUGAAAGAAUGGUUCAGAUUAUCCAUAAAAAGUUUUCGAGCAUUCAAAUGCAGUUGAAACAGUCGACGUGUGAAGCAGUGAUGAUUUUACGAAGUCGGUUCCUCGACGCUAGGCGCAAGCGACGAAACUUUAGCAAACAAGCCUCGGAAAUCCUGAACGAGUAUUUCUAUUCACACCUAAGCAAUCCGUACCCCAGUGAAGAAGCUAAGGAAGAACUUGCCCGAAAAUGUGGUAUUACAGUCAGCCAGGUAUCUAACUGGUUCGGCAACAAGAGGAUACGUUACAAAAAGAAUAUAGGCAAGGCACAGGAAGAGGCGAAUUUGUACGCCGCUAAAAAGGCAGCUGCAGCUUUUGCAGGAGCCUCGCCGUACAGCAUGGGUGGCGCAAGCCAGGGUACCCCGACGCCGAUGAUGUCACCGGCCCCACCCGGUGGACCCCAAGACAUGGCCGGCUACGGUAUGGGCAUUAACGGCAGCGACUAUGGCUCCCAGCCGUAUAACGACGGCUCGAUGGGCUACGAUCCGAUGCACCAGGUAAAUUACCAGAGGGAUCGCCAGCGCAGCCAUGACUACGACGAUGAGUAGACACGUGACGCGACACAGGCAUAAUGUCGCAUAAGUGUCAUCAGGGCCUAAGAGACGAAGCUCACCUCUACGAGCCACAUUGGAUCUUACCUCCGUUGCAACAAGCACAAGAUACUAGACUGCAAAAUGAAAUAAAAUGUUGAAAAGAAAGAAUACGGGAAUAAUCGAUAGCUAUUCUAUGAUUCAAUGAGGGUGUGACCAACAGUUGUUAAGAAACGCCGUUCGUUGCUUAAUAAUUCUUUCCUUAACGCGUACUUACCUUUCGCAAAUAUUGUACGGAUACGUAAGCGAUGAACCGAUUGUGUAAUUAAUUGGCGUAAUGGAUAAAAUGAUAAGAAAACGCCUCUCUUCACAUUUAGGGGGAUGUGAGUUGUGAAGCUCUAGCCAAGUUUUUCAUUAAAUUCGACGUAAUCUUCAAUUUGCUGAUUUAUUUUUUACUAUAGAUCGCGCACAGUUGUCAGAUGAUAUGUGAUUACCAAUGAGAAAUAACAUUGCACUCGAGCAGUAAUUAAAUAAUAUAAUGAUGGCAAUUUUAAUGUAACUUUAAUAAUAAAAUACUUUACCCAUAACUAGACAUCCCCGUAAAUGUUGGUGUUGCAUUGGGUUUCAUUAUUAGUGAAAAGCUUUCUCCCUCUAUUAUAAAUGUUCUUCUUUGAAAGUCUUGUUCUUAAGCUUGUAGGUAUCUUAAAUAAGUGUGCAAUAAGAAUUUGAUAAUAAAAUUUCUUUUAGUAGAGGUAAACGUAGUGAAAGUAAAAUAAUGUCUAGAUAUAGAGAGUUAGUAAUUGGAAAUAUUAUAAUUCGAUGUGAUUGAUCCGAAAAUAUAAUGUAUAAGGUUUAUACGUUUGUACAUACAUUGCAUGACAUAAUUUGUAAUGCAAUGUCAAUUCGCGUACUGUGUAUUAAGCUUAAAUAUAUCGAUUUAUCGACGGACAUCGAGUGUAUGAAGUCGCGCAACAAAUAAUAACAGAGGUUAGGCACAUGCAGCAGAUAGAAAGCAUCCUUUUUAAGGAUAAGGACAAUGAUACUAUCAGUUGCCAGCGGUAGCAUGUAUGAAUUGCAUGUUGAUUUUUGUAUAUUAUAACAAUUGUUUUAUACAGUAGUACGUGUGUAAGUGUGUAAGUUUUAUGUUAUAUUUUAAAGAACGAUUGACUGGGAUUUUUUCAGACAACUCUCAAAUUUCAUUAAUAAUAUUAAGAAACAUGGUGAUUGUAAAUUAGA
Molecule: messenger RNA, 2981 nt
Organism: Ceratosolen solmsi marchali
Lineage: Eukaryota; Metazoa; Arthropoda; Insecta; Hymenoptera; Agaonidae
Gene: exd
Product: PBX homeobox extradenticle
Exons: 9
Coding region: 540-1763 (407 amino acids)
Biological process (GO): regulation of DNA-templated transcription
Cellular component (GO): nucleus
Molecular function (GO): DNA-binding transcription factor activity, RNA polymerase II-specific; DNA binding
Source: RefSeq, a predicted model, not a curated record